AUGCUGUACGUCAUCGUCAUCGUCAUCGGCGGCGUAACCAAUGGAGGGAAAACCACCCUCACCAACAGACUGAUCAAAAACCUGCCCAACUGUUGUGUUGUCCAUCAGGACGAUUUCUUCAAGCCCCACGAUCAGAUUGAAGUUGGUGAAGAUGGCUUUAAGCAGUACGAUGUCAUCAAUGCUCUAGACAUGGACGCCAUGAUGAGUACGAUCUACGCAUGGUUGGAUAACCCAGUGAAGUUUAAGAAAUCUCAUGGCGUUAAUAACACCCUGGACACUGAGAUAGUCCCAAAGUCUGACACUAAAGACGAGGAGACUCACAUCCUUAUUGUUGAAGGCUUUCUGCUUUACACCUACGAACCUUUGAUCGACGUGCUGAACCAACGUUACUUCAUUUCCAUCCCAUAUGAAGAAUGCAAAAAGAGGAGGUGCUCUAGGAACUACAUGAUGCCAGAUCCACCCGGCCUGUUCGAUGGCCACGUCUGGCCCAUGUAUUUGAAACACAAGAACAAGGUCGUUUCCAACAGUCUGGAUCUGUUUGGCUGGGACCUCCAGCAGGCGUUGGGGCGGUUUGCAGCAAAGUGUGAAUCGUUUGGGAUGAGGGCCAGCGCCUCCAAGUUUGGAGCCAUGGUUCUCUGCCAGAAAACAGUGGACUGCUCUUUUCAGGUCUCUGGUUUUUGCCCCAGGUGA
Cheilinus undulatus (humphead wrasse) is the source of this 690-nucleotide messenger RNA. Its product is annotated as nicotinamide riboside kinase 2-like. The record is from RefSeq and is a predicted model, not a curated record. Bases 1 to 690 code for a protein of 229 amino acids. Lineage: Eukaryota; Metazoa; Chordata; Actinopteri; Labriformes; Labridae. The transcript has 3 exons. Gene Ontology annotation, cellular component: cytoplasm.